AUCAACGAGAGCACGGAGCACAUCCAGGAAUUAGUUAGUGCCUACAUACGUAAUAAUAAUAAUGUCGGAUUCGAAAGCGGAGUACAACUGGGGCGAUUUGGAUGUGCAGCAGUUGGAGGGCUUUGCAUCCGAAAUGUCCGAGUGGUCGAGCAAGGGGGACAUCUUCCUCACUGCCAGCGAGGAGUUCCCCACUCUUCAGCAGCAUCGGGAGCAGGUGGAGCAGAUCCAGCGACGUGGCAGCCUGAUUGUCAGCCAGGCGCAGCAGCAUUCCCAGAUAUUGGUCGCUAAUCUGUUCAAGGGCUUGAAGGUUGGAUGUGAGAAGCCCAUUUUUCCACCUCUAAUAACGGCUCCCAAGGCCUAUCGCUUCAAGGAUAUCUAUUCCAGUCGCAAGGAUCAGCUGAUUCGGGAGUGCAAGGAGCAGGAGCGUAAACUGCGUGAGUUUCACAGCCGACCGAUGCCUGAUUUUCGGCAGGUGCACCAACGCCAGGCCAACAAGGCAGUCGUGCAUCGAAUCACCUGUCCCACGACGCCCAAUGUGCUGAAGAAUUCGCGUGAUAUGGAAGAGAAACGUCGCUUAAGAGUCCUACAGCUGCAGAAGGAGCGGGAGGAGAAGUGCAAAAUGCAGAGGAAGCAGUUUCCGAAAGCCAAACCCAUUCCGCAGAGCAGUCGACAGCCCUUGAAGCCGUCGAAUCGUCCGUCUUCGGUUUCUCAGCUGAGAGUGAAAGUGGAGCCCUUCAAUCUGUCCGCCGAAUUGCGUGUCCAGCAGCGUCGUCUCUUCAACGUGCAGAAUUCCAAGGUGCAGGAGUCGAAGCGUCGGGAUUUGGAGGAGCAGCGCCAACGGGCGGAACGAGAAGCUUACCAAAAGCAACGCCAACUAACCAUGUUCCGAGCUCGACCCAACCCAUUUGCACUUUCCGCCCGUUGACCUGGGGGAUUUCCCCUACUUCUGCGUUCUUUUUUAUUCCGUUUUUGGAUUUCAUUUGGCUUUGGAUUUUUUGUUGCAAAUUUGUUUUGUUGUUCGAAGAAAUUAAAUUACUAUAAUCACCAGCA
This is a messenger RNA of Drosophila takahashii, 1050 nucleotides long. RefSeq names its product targeting protein for Xklp2. The record is from RefSeq and is a predicted model, not a curated record. NCBI's taxonomy places the organism in Eukaryota, Metazoa, Arthropoda, Insecta, Diptera, Drosophilidae.